Messenger RNA from Hemicordylus capensis (graceful crag lizard), 1813 nucleotides. RefSeq names its product protein Wnt-4-like. Lineage: Eukaryota; Metazoa; Chordata; Lepidosauria; Squamata; Cordylidae. The transcript has 6 exons. Gene Ontology annotation, biological process: canonical Wnt signaling pathway; multicellular organism development; cell fate commitment. The record is from RefSeq and is a predicted model, not a curated record. Gene Ontology annotation, molecular function: frizzled binding; cytokine activity. Gene Ontology annotation, cellular component: extracellular region. The coding region runs from base 498 to 1364 and encodes 288 amino acids.
CCCGCCGCUCACAGGGAUGGUAAGCUUUCAGACGUCUGAAGGAGCCAUAACAGAGUUCAUAUCGCUUGCUACAAGUAGUUGUCCUUCUACAGAGUUGAUCCGUUUAUGUUUAAUUUUUAAAAAAUUGCUUUGUUCUGUGAGUAUAUACUGUCCUAAUCAUCUGUUGCUCCCCACCAAAGGUUCCCUUUAACCCAUUCUAGGUUAUCUUGUAAGAUAUUUUCUAUUUCAUAACGAAUUAGGUUUCUAUACAUAACUACACCGUCUGUUCAGUAUUAGAAUGCUAAAAAUAAUUACCCAGUUUGCACUGAGAUGAACUCAUCUUGGAUUCUCACCAUACUACAAUUCCCAGGAUUCUUCAGAUGAAACCCUGACAAUGGAACAGGUAUUUGGCCAAGCAGCCUUCCCUUCGAGGGCUUCUGUGGGAUCCCAGUGCCUGUGAAAACCUCAAGGGCUUGUCAGAGGAGCAAGUGAGGAUAUGCUAUCUCCAGGUGGAGGCCAUGGACUCAGUGAAGCGGGGUGCUGAGGUGGCCCUUGAAGAGUGCCAGCACCAGUUCCGCAACCGCCGCUGGAAUUGUUCUACCUUGCAGGCACUGCAGGUCUUCGGGAAAGUUAUUCUACAAGGUACACGGGAAUCAGCCUUUGUUCAUGCUAUCUCCUCCGCCGCGAUUGCUUUUGCGGUGACCCGGGCCUGCAGCCGGGGUGAACUGGAAAAGUGUGGAUGUGAUCGCAAGAUCAGAGGAAUCAGCCCUGAAGGGUUCCAGUGGUCAGGCUGCUCUGAUAACUUGUCCUAUGGCAUCACCUUCUCUCAGGCCUUCGUGGACACCCCAGAGCGGAGCCGUGGAGUGUCUUCCAGUAGAGCACUAAUGAACUUGCACAACAAUGAAGCUGGGAGAAAGGCCAUUCUGUCCCACAUGAAGGUGGAGUGCAAGUGCCACGGCGUGUCAGGCUCCUGCGAGGUCCGCACUUGCUGGAAGGUCAUGCCGCCAUUUCGCAAAGUGGGCAACCUGCUGAAGGAGAAAUUUGAAGGUGCCACCGAAGUGCAUCUGAAGCGGGUGGGCUCCCGCAAGCUGCUAGUGCCCAAGAGUUCCCACUUCAAACCGUAUGCCACUCAGGACUUGGUCUACUUGGUGAGCAGCCCCGAUUUCUGCAACUGGGAUCCACAUGGUGGGAUCUUUGGCACUUCGGGGCGCCAGUGCAACCGGACCUCCCCUGCCCUGGAUGGCUGCGAGCUCCUGUGCUGUGGGCGCGGCUUCCGCACAGCCCAGGCGGAGGUGGUCGAGAGGUGCAGCUGCAAGUUCCGCUGGUGCUGCGCAGUCAAGUGCAGGCAAUGCCGGCACCUGGUGGAGGUCCACCGCUGUCGAUAGGAGAAGGCAGGGGAGCCACACUGACGGAAAUGGUGGAGUGGAAGCAAGAGGACAGGAGGCGAGUGGUUCGCAAGGGGAGAAACCCACUUGCCAGACCCAAAGAAAUGGGCCUGAGCACUUGACAGGUGCACAUCUCAUGAGCAUGCAUGUAGUAGCAUCUCUCUGGCAAAUGUAGCAACAAUCCAAGAUGUUUGGUUUCUCUUCCUUUUCUUGGCAUUGUAUUUUGGACACAGGACUGAACACAUGGCAUGGCAUCAGCUAAGCUUUUACCUGUUAGGAAUAAAAUAACUUUACUAAAGAAGGGUGUGUGUGCGCGUGCACAUGCACAUGAAUGUGAGCAUCUUCUGUGUGGGAAAUCUGGACUGGUGUAUCUUAGGAGUGGGUGCAGAUGUAGGUUUUAACAGGACCGAGCACUCCAUUCUGCUGUGGUGUGAGCCCAGGUUCCUCUG